Molecule: messenger RNA, 838 nt
Organism: Rhinopithecus roxellana (golden snub-nosed monkey)
Lineage: Eukaryota; Metazoa; Chordata; Mammalia; Primates; Cercopithecidae
Gene: MED11
Product: mediator complex subunit 11
Exons: 3
Coding region: 77-430 (117 amino acids)
Biological process (GO): regulation of transcription by RNA polymerase II
Cellular component (GO): mediator complex
Molecular function (GO): transcription coregulator activity
Source: RefSeq, a predicted model, not a curated record
GCAUACCGAGAGCCACUUCCGGAACAAGCAUCGCGUUUCUCAGGAGAAACUCCAGGUGAGAAUUCCCAGAGUGACAAUGGCUACCUAUAGUCUGGCGAACGAGAGACUACGCGCCCUGGAAGACAUUGAACGGGAAAUCGGCGCCAUCCUUCAGAAUGCAGGUACCGUGAUCCUAGAACUGUCCAAGGAAAAAACCAACGAGCGGCUUCUAGACCGGCAGGCGGCGGCCUUCACCGCUUCAGUGCUACACGUGGAGGCGGAGCUGUCGGCUCAGAUCCGCUACCUCACCCAGGUGGCCACAGGGCAGCCCCAUGAGGGCUCCAGCUACUCUUCGAGGAAGGACUGUCAGAUGGCUCUGAAGCGAGUGGACUAUGCCCGCCUCAAGCUCAGUGAUGUGGCUCGAACCUGUGAGCAGAUGCUGGAGAACUAGGCCAGGGAGGUAGACCCAGAGCUCAGAGGGAGACCAUCGCCUGCGCCAUGGGACAGAACCUGAGAACACGUAGGGUGGGGAGUAUGUGCACCAACAUGCCCUGCUGGUCAAAGUACCCUAAGACAAAGGGGCAAAUGGUGGGCACGGAAAAAACUGAAGCCCAAGCCUGCCCACGGCUAUGCCCUGGCCUCUCCAGCAGGGUGCUCCUGCUCUGCUCUCCCCAAACACCCUGACAGGCUCAGAGAGAGAUGGAAACUCCCAUACCCAACCCACUUCAUCUAACACUUCAUGCUGCUGCCCCAGCCUUCCUGCAGACUUGGCCUAACAAAGACACAUUCUUCUUCAUUCAGAGAGACAAAACAAGAACUAGAGCCUUAAUAAUAAUAAAAGCAAUAACAAUAAAAACAA